Messenger RNA from Sphenostylis stenocarpa, 1759 nucleotides. The record is from the annotation of a GenBank genome assembly. Lineage: Eukaryota; Viridiplantae; Streptophyta; Magnoliopsida; Fabales; Fabaceae.
AUGCUUCUUCGAUUUCUUCAGCUAUGGAUGAUGCUCUGCUUUGCUAGUGUCUCCUGUGCUGCACGGCAAGACCCAUUUGUUAUGCGCAUAAGCUGUGGGGCUCUACAAAAUGUUCAAACAAGACCAACCAAUACCCAUUGGCGUGAAGAUUUUGGAUAUACGGGUGGCAUAGUCGCUAAUGCAACUCCUCCAAGCUACAUCACCCCACCACUCAACACUCUACGCCAUUUCCCUUUCUCUGAAGGUCCACAAAAUUGUUACAUCAUUGAUAAGGUGCCAAAGGGUCAGUACUCCAUCAGAGUCUUCUUUGGACUUGUUGGUCAGUCUAGAGGUACCAUUAUUGAGCCUCUAUUUGACAUUUCUAUCGAAGGCACGCAGAUAUAUUCUUUGAAAUCAGGUUGGACUGAUCAGGCUGAUCGAGUAUUUACUGAGGCGCUAGUGUUUCUUACAGAUGACUCUGUAUCAAUCUGUUUCCAUAGCACUGGUCAUGGGGACCCAGCUAUCCUUUCUAUCGAGAUUCUUCAACUUGAUGAUAAGGCUUAUUAUUUUGUUCCCCGAUGGAGUCAAGGGUUAAUACUUAGAACAGUUAAAAGACUGAGUUGUGGUUUUGGGCAGUCAAAGUUUGACGUAGAUUAUGCAGGGGAUCCCUGGGGAGGGGACAGAUUUUGGCAACGGAUUAAAACUUUUGGUGAGGGUUCUGAAUCUGAUCAACCUAGAUCAGUUGAAACUAGAAUUAAACAUGCUUCACAUCCGCCAAACUUCUAUCCAGAAACCCUUUACCAGUCAGCACUUGUUAGUACUAAUAAUCAGCCUGAUUUAACAUAUACAUUAGAGGUGGAUCCCAACAGAAACUAUUCUGUUUGGUUACAUUUUGCGGAGAUUGAUUAUUCGGUGACUGCUGCGGGGCAAAGGAUCUUUGAUAUUAAAAUAAAUGAAUAUCUUGCUUUCGAAGAUGUUGACAUUGUAGAAUUGAGUGGGGAUCUCUAUACUGCCCUUGUGCUUAAUACCACUGUUGCUGUUAAUGGGAGGACUCUAACAAUAACAUUGAAACCAAAGGAAGGUAAUCUCGCCAUAAUCAAUGCUAUUGAAAUAUUCGAGGUUAUAAUGGCCGAGUCAAAAACUAUAUCAGAGGAAGUUAGUGCUUUACAAACAUUGAAGAAGGCAUUGGGGCUUCCACCCAGAUUUGGGUGGAAUGGUGAUCCGUGUGUUCCUCAACAACAUCCAUGGAAUGGAGUGGAUUGCCAAUUAAACAAAAGUCGUGGCAGCUGGGUCAUUGAUGGACUUGGUCUUGACAAUCAAGGUCUGAAAGGUUUCUUGCCAGAUGACAUAUCCAGACUACUAAAUCUACAAAUCCUAAACUUGAGUAGGAACAACAUCCAUGGAGCGAUUCCAUCUUCACUUGGUACAAUAAAUAGACUGCAAGUGCUUGACCUAUCCUACAACUUUUUCAAUGGAUCAAUUCCGGAAAGCCUUGGACAGUUGACUUCAUUACAAAGACUGAACCUUAACAGCAACCUCCUAUCUGAAAGGGUCCCAGCAACUCUAGGAGGAAGACUUCUGUACAGAGCUAGCUUCAAUUUUACGGACAACGCAGGUCUGUGUGGUAUACCGGGAUUACCUACAUGUGGAUCUCAUCUUUCUGCCGGUGGUAAAAUUAGCAUUGGAUUAGGGGCUUCAUUCACAUUUUUCCUUCUUAUUACCUGUUCAGUUUGUUGCUGGAAAAGGCGACAAAAUAUACUCCGAGCUCAGCAAAUUGCAG